AUGACCAUUUCUGCCGGAGAGACUUUUGAGCCCGAUGAGCCAUACACCCACUACGACUGCGGCUCCGGUGCUUGCAACGGCCAAACCGAAGGAGGCGAUUCCGAUGCUGUCUUCCUCUUGGAGGAAGGCGCGACUCUGAGUCGUGUUGUUAUCGGAGCCAAUCAAGCCGAAGGACAGGACACAGGAUCGUGCACUUUGUCGCAUGUCUGGUUUGAGGACGUGUGUGAAAAUGCCAUUACCAUCAAGCAGACGAGCGGGACAUCCAGAAUAAACUAUGGUGGCGCUAAGGGUGUUGACGAUAAAGGUGGAGGCACGGUUAUUAUCAACUCCUUCUACGUUGAAGACUUCGGAAAGCUCUACCGUAGUUGUGGUAACUGUGACACACAAUACGAAAGGCACGUCCAGAUUAAUGAUGUGUGGGCUGUCGAUGGCGAUGUCCUUGCUGGUAUCAAUUCGAACUACGGAGACACUGCGACGAUCCGCACCACCCAAGUUGAUAAUGUCGACACGAUCUGCGAGAGGUAUGAGGGCAAUGACGAUGGCGAUGAACCUGAGGAGCUUGGUUCUGGUCCUGACAGCAAAUAUUGCCUCUACUCGGAUGAUGAUAUAACGGAGCUCUGAGUCCUUCAUCUUGCCACUGGUUCAGGUUCUAUAUUUUGUAAACACAAUGAAAUAUAACUUUUCUCUGUUGUGUGCUCUGUAUCAUCAUGUAAAUAAGCCUAGUUUUUAAAUGCUUCUAGACAGACGGGCAGCUAUGAGAUAUUGUUUGCCGAUUCUGUUUGCUCUCAGAAA
Desarmillaria tabescens is the source of this 792-nucleotide messenger RNA. RefSeq names its product pectate lyase C. Gene Ontology annotation, cellular component: extracellular region. Gene Ontology annotation, molecular function: pectate lyase activity. The record is from RefSeq and is a predicted model, not a curated record. The transcript is spliced from 15 exons. The coding region runs from base 1 to 621 and encodes 206 amino acids. Gene Ontology annotation, biological process: pectin catabolic process. Lineage: Eukaryota; Fungi; Basidiomycota; Agaricomycetes; Agaricales; Physalacriaceae.